Messenger RNA from Thamnophis sirtalis, 2168 nucleotides. NCBI's taxonomy places the organism in Eukaryota, Metazoa, Chordata, Lepidosauria, Squamata, Natricidae. The record is from RefSeq and is a predicted model, not a curated record.
UGCCUCCCUCUCUCUCUCUCCAGUUUGCUGGGUGCAAGCCGUAUGUAUUUUAUACCCGUUGCUUGAAUUUGCUUUUUUUUUCUUGAAUGGCUCGCCUGGCUUCUUUGGCCUUGGGCGAGUUACAGACCGGGAAUGCAUUGCUGCGAUGUGGUGGAAUAGAUGGUGGGCAGAGCUGCUUCCAGGUUGCGUUUUGGUUUUGGGGCUAAUCCAAAAUUCACUGUAAAAUCUCAGUCUGGAAGAGGUUGUGGUUAUAAAAAAGAGCGUUAACACGGUUGCUGAACAAAAGCCUAGUAAAAAUAGAGGGCUUUGCUGAGCUCUGGGAUUUAUUUCCAUGUAUUUCCUACCUAUAUUACUCUUAUUUGGCAAUAACAUUGACUUCAUUGUGGUUGUUUAAAGAUAUUUUGCCUUUUUUAGCAUAGUGACUUUAAGCCUGAAAGGCAUAAGUAGAGGUGGAUGUUACGAUUUAGAUAGGAAACGCCAGAUGUUUCAAUUGGACCGAGAAGUUGAAAAGGUAUCCCUGAAACAUAUAAUAGCAAACCAUUCCUUUAUUAUUAGCCAAGAAAACAACAUUCUUCUGCAUGCCGAUGCCUGUUCAUUCAUUACGAACUGAGUUCUACCUGAACCAGAUUUUAGUGUUUCCAGCUAUUCAUUUUUUUUAAUUGCUUUUCCAGUUCAGCCAAUUAAGGUGAUUAAAAAAAGCAAAGAAUACUUCAAAGGAUAUGAUAAUCUUGUGUUUAUCACAACAGAACUAUGGUGCAAACAGAAAACUGAAACCAGCCACUAUCAACAACAGCGUAGGCCUCAGUUGAGUCCUAAAUCAACCAUAAAUUAAGAAACCUGGCCAGGGCUUCUGCAUCCCCACCUUUGCCUGGGACAGAGUUGUGUAAUUGGAUAUUACACCAUUCCUCACCCUAAAUCAUUAGGUCAUUCUCCAAGUGCUUCCUGUAGAUGCUGAAUAACAGGGAGGAGGACUGAAAAAUUUGCAGCACUCUGUGGACAAAACACUGUCUUUUUCUCCCAAUUCAUAAAGAAGAUCAGCAGCAGGACAACAUGGUCAAAGAUACUGAAAACCAGCAUGUUAUGUAAAAGGUCCAGGAGGAAUAGACUUCCCCAUCCAAGUCUUGAUGAAGGUCAUACACCACAGCCACCAGUGUAUUUCCAUCUAUAACUCAGGCCUGAACCCUGACUAAAAGAACCUACAUAAACCAUGUUAAGGAAUGCUGCAGUUGCAGUCUUGCCACUUAGCACCCUUACUACAAUGAGAAUGUUGGAAACCAGGUGAAAGUUUCUAAAUUGGCUAAAAUCCAAGGAGGGCUCUUCAGGAGGAUGCUCACCACUGCCUCUGGUGAGCAGGAACAGUGGCCUCCUUUUUCUCAAAGGGAUACUGACCACCUCCUACAUUCAGCCCCUCUCAUACAGACACGUGCUUGCAGAAACAGCCAGGGAGGCUACAGGUGUAACCUACAUGUAGCAGAAGUCAUUCCAUCAAUCAUCCUAUCCACUUUCUCAGAAUGAAGAAUCUGAAAUGAGCCCGAGAUAACAUGGCAAGAUGCUGUACCAGAAAACCAGUUCCUGAAAGCCAAAACAUGAAACAACUACCAGCGGAAACUAUUCGACUUCUUUCUAGUUCACAGGUCAUUGUAUCAGUUGUCAGUGUGGUUAAAGAACUGGUAGAGAAUUCUUUGGAUGCUAAUGCAACCAGUAUCGAUGUUAAGUUGGAGAACUAUGGUUUUGAAAAGAUUGAGGUACGAGAUAAUGGUGAUGGGAUUAAGGCAAUUGAUGUUCCCGUGAUGGCAAUGAAGCACUACACAUCAAAAAUAAGUUCUUCUGAGGACCUUGAAAGUUUGAGCACGUAUGGUUUUCGUGGUGAAGCUCUGGGCUCCAUUUGUAGCAUAUCACAGGUUUCUGUUACAACAAGGACAGCUGCUGAUGAUUUUAGCACCCAGUACAAUUUUGAUGGAAGUGGUCAUAUAAUUUCUCAGAAGCCAUCUCAUCUUGGAACAGGGACAACUGUAACAGUUCAAAAGCUGUUCAAGAAUCUGCCUGUAAGAAAACAGUUUUAUUCUACAGAUAAGAAAUGUAAGGAAGAAAUAAAAAAAGCUCAGAAGCUGUUGAUGGCCUAUGGCAUUAUAAAACCAGAACUGAGGAUAAUGUUUACGCAUAAUAAG